UUUAAAAUUUAAUAAUGACCAGGAUAGACUAGUGCUCGUUACAUGUGACGGCAUGUCUAUAAAACCUCAAAUAACGUAUAAUGCCAAAUCCGAUGUUUUCUUUGGGUUUCCGGACACAGGAAGGUUGCGGAAAAACGAAAAUAAUAAUCACAUGAAAUUGGCAUCCGAAGCAAUAACUGUCAUGAUUUCCGGUUUAUACAGAAACUACAAACAACCUAUUGCAUUUUUCUUGGCCCACAACAGUUUGGGCAGUCAAGGUCAAUUAAUACUUUUGAAAAAAUGUAUUCAAGCCGUUAAACGUAUAGGACUGAUCCCAGUAGCCAUGACUAUGGAUCAGGGAAGCACCAACAUAAAAAUGCUCCGUGAGGCCGGCGUCUCAAAAAAUAAGCCUUGGAUUGUCGUGGACGGAGAAAAGGUUGGAAUCUUCUACGACGCUCCGCAUUUGAUUAAAAGCGCUCGAAACGCUUUAAAGAAGACCAAUGCCGUUUCAAAUGGUAAAAUCGCCUCAUUUAGGCACGUUGAGUUACUUUACGAAGUUGAUGUAAAUUCAGCUAUACGUUUGGCUCCAAAACUACUUGAUAAGAACAUAAACCUACCACCAUUCGCAUCAAUGAACGUGGCUUUGGCAACUAGAACUUUGAGCGAAACUUGUGCUUCUGCUAUAAAGUACUAUGUUGGAACCACGCAACUACCUACCGAAGCUAUCAACACAUCCGAGUUUUUGUUGCUGUAUGACAGGAUUUUCGAUACCUUCAAUUCAAGAGAACGAUUCCCUGAUAGUAUCGGAAAGCCCCUCAGAAAACCUAUUACGGAUGAAAGUUCUCAUUUCACUUUUUUAAACGAGGCCCUUGUAAUCCUGAAUAAAACAUAUUUCACUAAGCAUGAUUGCUUCGAUGAAAAAAAGGCUUUAACGGAGUCCAAAUUACUGCGAGCGACUCAGAGGAUUCCUCAUUACCUGAGAGGAUUGUCUAGAGAAUUUUUUUGCUGA
Uranotaenia lowii is the source of this 988-nucleotide messenger RNA. RefSeq lists its product as uncharacterized. Lineage: Eukaryota; Metazoa; Arthropoda; Insecta; Diptera; Culicidae. The record is from RefSeq and is a predicted model, not a curated record. The transcript has 5 exons. The coding region runs from base 53 to 988 and encodes 311 amino acids.